This is a messenger RNA of Diorhabda sublineata, 521 nucleotides long. It is a transcript of the gene RpLP2, whose product is annotated as 60S acidic ribosomal protein P2. Gene Ontology annotation, biological process: cytoplasmic translational elongation. Gene Ontology annotation, cellular component: ribosome; cytosolic large ribosomal subunit. Lineage: Eukaryota; Metazoa; Arthropoda; Insecta; Coleoptera; Chrysomelidae. Gene Ontology annotation, molecular function: structural constituent of ribosome. The record is from RefSeq and is a predicted model, not a curated record. The transcript has 4 exons. The coding region runs from base 141 to 482 and encodes 113 amino acids.
AAUUGAUUUAAUCUGCAGUUCUCUUGAGCUUGAGCCUUUAGGAACUGUCAAUUGUGAAUAGGUAUUUUCGUUCUUUCCAUCCUUCUUGUUAUUUUGUUGCCGAAGUCUAGCAUACACGUUUCGUGUCAAACGACUUAAAAAUGCGUUACGUGGCUGCUUACUUAUUGGCCGUUUUGGGCGGAAAAACAUCCCCAAAUGCCGCAGAUCUUGAAAAAAUUCUCGGUUCCGUAGGUAUAGAAACCGAAAGUGAAAAACUUAAUAAAGUCAUUACUGAACUUAACGGCAAAUCCAUCGAAGACGUUAUUGCCCAAGGUCGUGAAAAAUUAAGUUCCAUGCCAAGUGGUGGUGCUGCCCCUGCGGCAAGUGCUGGUGCUGCUGCCGCCGCUCCAGCUGCUGAAGAAAAGAAAGAGGCGAAAAAGGAAGAAAAGAAGGAAGAGUCUGAAUCAGAAGAUGACGAUAUGGGCUUUGGUUUAUUCGACUAAAAACCUUUUUUUGUACCUUGAAAUAUAUUUUUUAAGUUA